UUGAACUGCAUAAAGCUAGCACGAUCAUUCUCCUCUGCCUUUCGCUUAUUCUAAUUUGCUUCCAAAGAAACUAAUUCCUCAUUUAUAAGUUUUUCUUCUCCCACCUGCCACAAUGAAUUUUUUGUGCUCAAAGUUACAUAUCAUUGUCCUGGUCUCAUUUAUGUUUUCAUAUUCACUGUUGUCCACAAUGGCAUCUGCAUCAGCAGCAUCUUUGAAGGUGGGCUUCUAUAAAGGAAGUUGUCAAUCUGCAGAGACAAUUGUGAGAAAAGUUGUAAACAAAGCUGUGUCACGAAAUGAUGGUAUAGGUGCUGGACUUAUCAGAAUGUAUUUCCAUGACUGCUUUGUCAGGGGUUGUGAUGCUUCUCUGCUUCUAAAAUCCACACCUGGAAACCCAGCAGAGAGGGACCAUCCCGCAAACAAUCCAAGUGCACGAGGUUUCGAGGUCAUUGAUGAAGCCAAAACCCAAAUCGAGGCACUAUGUCCAGGGACAGUGUCUUGUGCAGACAUUCUUGCUUUUGCUGCGCGGGACAGCACCUAUAAAACCGGAGGAAUAUACUACGCCGUUCCCGCUGGACGCCGGGAUGGCCGUGUCUCUAUUUUUGAUGAAGUGGCACAAAAUCUUCCCCCUCCAUUCUUCAAUGCAGAACAAAUUGCUCAAAAUUUCGCAAGGAAAGGAAUGUCACUUGAUGAGAUGGUGACAUUAUCAGGGGCACACUCCAUUGGUGUCUCACGUUGCUCUUCGUUCUCCAACCGCCUCUACUCUUUCAAUGCCACUCAUGCCCAAGAUCCCUCUCUGGAUCCUAACUACGCAGCUUUUCUGAAAACAAAAUGCCCACCACCAACUACUCCUGGUGCUGGUAGAGAACCAUUACUGGCACUUGACACUGUGACGCCCAAUCGCCUGGAUAACAAGUACUACAGUGAACUGAGGCGUCGUCGUGGUUUACUAACCUCUGACCAGACAUUGAUGGACAGCUCUUUGACCUCGAGAAUGGUCUUGAACAAUGAGAGGAAUGGUGCAUCGUGGGCUAGAAAGUUUGCUAAGGCAAUGGUGCACAUGGGUUCCCUUGAUGUUCUCACAGGAUCACAAGGUGAAAUAAGGAGAAUUUGCAGUGUGGUGAAUUGAUAUCACUCAAAAUUAGUGGAGUAUAUUUGUGUGUCUUGUUUAGUUUCAUUUUUAUUUCCCAUACUCGCUCUUUUUUUCAUACACGAAAUUAAUAUUUGCAUUCUUUCAUGCAUUUAUUAAUUGUUAUUGCUAAUCUAAAGUAUAAAUCAUUUUCAAUUACUUGUGAGAUUCUAUUUUUCUGUAAUAUGUGAUGUGAUGUAACAUGUUUCUUAUUUUCUUCCAAUAAAAUCAAGGAAUGUUCCUUGCUUAUUCUCUUUUCUAAUGCCACAAUUUUUACAUGUUAAAGAUGCAUGAUUAAUGCACGGUACUAUUACUAAAUCAUU
This is a messenger RNA of Durio zibethinus, 1449 nucleotides long. RefSeq names its product peroxidase 5-like. Gene Ontology annotation, biological process: response to oxidative stress; hydrogen peroxide catabolic process. Gene Ontology annotation, molecular function: peroxidase activity; heme binding. NCBI's taxonomy places the organism in Eukaryota, Viridiplantae, Streptophyta, Magnoliopsida, Malvales, Malvaceae. The record is from RefSeq and is a predicted model, not a curated record.